AUGGCUGCAUCGCGUUCAAAAGCCAAGCCCUUGAUGGACACAAUAUCCGAAGCCCACCGCAUGUCCUACCGCAUCGGCCGCGGCGAACAAGGCGUCCUCACCUUUGAACCCUACAAAUCCGCCAUCCUUCCCCUCUGGCGCUUCCGCACAGCCCCUAUCGCGCGAAAAAGCGCUCAAGACCUAUGGACCAAGUUCAAUGAGUUCAAAGACCAGGGCGAUUUUGUGGGGAUGGAUAUGACGCGUAAAUUCAUACAGAUGGGUAUGACGCGUGCAAAGAGAUAUGCUAAUCAUGCUGGGGGGCGGAAAUAUAAGAAGGGCACCAGGGAGGAAUUACCGAAGAGUGAUGAGCAUCCAGAUAAGGAUGAGAAGCUGAGGGCGAGCUUGAUCUUUAGAGGGUAUUGGGAGAGGUGUAAAGAGGAUGAGGAGUAUCAGAAUCUCAAGGAGGAGUUUUUAGAGAAGCAGAAGAAUUGGAAGGAGUCUUGA
Molecule: messenger RNA, 483 nt
Organism: Fusarium musae
Lineage: Eukaryota; Fungi; Ascomycota; Sordariomycetes; Hypocreales; Nectriaceae
Exons: 1
Coding region: 1-483 (160 amino acids)
Source: RefSeq, a predicted model, not a curated record